Leishmania braziliensis MHOM/BR/75/M2904 is the source of this 996-nucleotide messenger RNA. RefSeq lists its product as hypothetical. The transcript has a single exon. The record is from RefSeq and is a predicted model, not a curated record. Lineage: Eukaryota; Euglenozoa; Kinetoplastea; Trypanosomatida; Trypanosomatidae. The coding region runs from base 1 to 996 and encodes 331 amino acids.
AUGGUGUCGGCGUCUUCGCCACAGCGCGACUGCGGCUCACCGCUCCCGCCGCCAACACCACCGCUGCCUGGACCGCACGACGUCGAUGUCCCGGCCACCGGCGCCCUCCAGGCCUUGCGGCAGGCAGUCCAGGUGCAGGAGGCACAUGUCCGUCUCCUGCGUAUGCGCAAGACGGCGAGAGAGGCGCUACUGCGCCACGUUCAGCAACUGCUGGCAAUGGGCAACUCGAUCGAGCCGCACGGUGUAGUGGAGAACCUCGUUCAGCAAGCUGAGGCGAGUCUCCAGAGGCUUCAAGAGGUAAAUAGAGAGGCUGACGCUCCGGCGCCGACCGUGGGAGGCGAUGUGACACCGACUUGCGCACCGUCACUGACACCCCAAGAUGCAGCUGGCGCAGCCGAUGUUAGCGCAGAUCCACUGGCUCGCAUCUUCCACAGCGAUGUUGAGAUGCAGCUGGCAGCAGCUGCUGAGCCACCGCACGUCCCUCCGGCGUCGAUACUCAGAUCGUGUGCAUCAGCGGGAAAGAAAAAAAGCCGACGGACGAAGAAAGAGGCUAACGAAUUCGGCUUCACAGGCCCUGCGCGCGCCACCUCCCCUCCACGAAGUGUCUCGUUGCCGCCGAGAAGCGCUACGACGGCCGCCCUUCUCGCCCUUGCCGCAUCGCGGCAGGACGCAGGCCACGCCGCGAUGCUCGCUGCCCUUAGUACCCUCGAUCUUUCUCCCACAAUCAACAGCGGCGGCAACGAAUUGAGCUGCACGACUGAGGCAGGCCGUGGUGCCCAUAACGCGAAGCCACCCUGGCUGCGUCAAGAGGAAGGUGACGGUGCCAGCAAUGACGAUGCAGCGCUCGAAGAGCAGCACCAGGGGGCGGAUGGAGGCCUCUGCGAUAGCGUGGCCACCGAUUACACUGACGACUUUGAGUGUCGCAGCAGCAGCACCAGCAGCAGCAGCAGCGGUGCUGUUUAUGGUGAGAAAACGACAACGGAGUGGCCGAGUUGA